Suillus fuscotomentosus is the source of this 699-nucleotide messenger RNA. RefSeq lists its product as uncharacterized. The transcript has a single exon. NCBI's taxonomy places the organism in Eukaryota, Fungi, Basidiomycota, Agaricomycetes, Boletales, Suillaceae. The record is from RefSeq and is a predicted model, not a curated record. The coding region runs from base 1 to 699 and encodes 232 amino acids.
AUGGCCCGCCGGUGUGCAGUUCAAGGAACCCUCCAAGAUGGACAUAUCAGAUGCAAGUACUUUGCUACAAUUCUUGUUCGCCCGGCAAGGAAAAACAUUCAACCGGCCUUUUCAUUCACGGCAUGGCAAGAUUCUGAUGGAGACAUCUGUGAGGCCGUUGUGUUCCCAGCACCCCUGCACGCCGGCAGCAAUGCAAACCAUGCCCAUCGGAGACAACAAAAGGCUCGCCGGGCCAUCAAGGAUAGCAUUUCGGAGGAUGAGUUAGAUAGCGAUAAUGAUGGCUCAUCAAGUGAAGAUGACGGGCCACUUUUCACUUCCCGAAGGAAAGAUGUCACGCCACCGCGGCAGGCGACUCUCCCGGUGAACAAGCCCAAGCCUCGCAAGAUGAAAUCUGACCCUGCUCCCCAACGGCGAAGUGCACGGCAGAUGUCAGCAGCCGUCGGCGAUGUGGCAAAACCUGUGAUUGCCGCGGUCAGCAAUACCAAGGAGCCUGCGAGGACUCAGAAGAAGGCCGUAAAGCAGCCAUCCACAUCCUUGGGUGCUAUCACAAGAGGCAAGGAGGUGACAUAUGCCGCCGAUGAAAAGCCCAGGGGGUCAAAGCGCCGUGCUCCUGACGCUGUUAGUGAUAUGCCGGCGAAGAGAACCAGAAGCAGGACAUUUGCGCCGGAGUCAUCUUUGGGUACACGCGGCAAGAAGUAA